Nerophis lumbriciformis (worm pipefish) is the source of this 4386-nucleotide messenger RNA. RefSeq names its product CproteinK-interacting pacemaker b (gene cipcb). NCBI's taxonomy places the organism in Eukaryota, Metazoa, Chordata, Actinopteri, Syngnathiformes, Syngnathidae. Gene Ontology annotation, cellular component: nucleus. Gene Ontology annotation, biological process: negative regulation of circadian rhythm; negative regulation of DNA-templated transcription. The record is from RefSeq and is a predicted model, not a curated record.
UCUUUAAGGGACAUUUUUGUGCGGGAAAGGUGACAAAUCAUAGAUUUGUUGCGCCCUAAAUAAAUUUGAAUGAAUUAAAGUAACAAUUUAAGACAAAUGUCUGUGGUUGGUCCGCCCGCAUGUAACAGACAGCCGGAGGAGGAGCCUCGUGUCCCGUGUACAGUACCGUGGAAAGCCGUGUGUUGGCAAGCACAGACGGGAAGGUAUCCGCCCCACAAUCGAGCUGCCUCGCCGGGGAAGCAACGACAUGUUUUGACGCCUAUUGUUCUUUGAACGUAACCGAGUGGAAAAAUGUACCAUCUCUGAUUAUGCUGAUGUUGCGAGAGCGCCAAGCGUCGCGUCCACACCCGCAGCAACGGGAGGAGACAAUGAGCGCCAAGAGGAAGGCUGAUAGUGACUCCAAGGCCGCUAGCAGGCCACGCAUCAUGAAAUCUCAAGGGAACUCGCGAGCUGACUCGGAGAGGGACUCGGGAUUCUCAGAUGCAAGCUCAGAGCACAUGAGCUUGAUAGACACCGCCGAUUCCGAGGACUCGCCACGCCCUUUCAUGCAGUCGCGCUCACAGAAGUCUGUGGUGAGAGGGUCCUACUCUCACAUCUCCCCUAUGAUCAUCAUGAACAACGUCCUCCUCAAACAGCCCGAAAACAACCCUGCAGCCAUGAAGAGCUGGGGCUUCAGACCUGCUGUGGAGGUGGUUCAGCCGGUGGUCCAGCAGCCUCAAGUGGUUUUCCUCCAGCCAGUCGUCUCCCGUCGAGCUUCCUCGGCCACCAAGGAGGCCUCCCGACACAGACGGCCCAAGAAGUAUCUUCCCAUCCUCAAGUCUUACCCCAAGAUUGCGCCACAUCCUGGAGACAGCUCCAGCUCGUCGGGUAGGAGCACAGCCUCCUCCUCCUUCUCGUCUUCUUCCUCGUCUUCUUCGGGAUCGGAAAAAGGGGGCACUUUAGCUUCCAGUCACCGUGACAACAGUCAGAAAGAGAAGCAUCAGAAAAGCGAAAGUGGUCGCUUGGGUCCUCUUUCCGGGACCCCGAACUCAAGUCUGCCGCAGAGUCGACUACCUCAAACGUCAAACCACAGCGAACCGCCUGCGCCAGCUGUCAGCGGGCCAGAACUCACGCCCUCGCCAGCUCUCUUCAGUAGCCUGGCGCCCCUCGACCACAGAGAGGACACCUCCCCGGUUGAGCAGAAGUGCGACGACGACGACGACGACACCAGGAGGAAACGCUUUUGCAACACGUACAACAUCCUCUGCAGGUCGGGCCUCCUGGACAUCACGCUGCGCACCAAGGAGCUGCUCCGGCAGAACCGCCGCACCCAAACGGACUUGGACCGCCUUCGACAGCACACGGACCUCUUUCUGCAGGCCGUGGGCAGCGGCGAUGCAGACAUUUACGUCAAGCUGCACGCCAGCCUCCAGGAGGAUGAGGACAAAGAGAGGGAGCGGCUUAAAGACUGAUUAGACUUGGACAGAGCGGUAAAUCCUCCAACCUGAGAUGGCAAGAAGGUGGCCAGUUUAGGAGGAGGACAAGUGUAGGGGGUUGUGAGCGCAGACUGAUGGACCGAGAGUAAUGUGACCCACAUUUGACACCCCUUCCUUCACACAGUUGGCACUGGCCUACAUUUUGUCUGCCACUUUCCCUCAGGAUCGCCUACAUUUUUAUUACUGCAUUAUUAUCCACGAUACUUUUAUGUACUCCGGCGACACAACAGACACUUUUUAACACCACAAUGAAACCAUAUUCAUUUUCCUGUACCUUAUAUCUGCUUAGAUGAAAGGUGGGGCUUAUUGUGGACUGAGACCUGUCAACCACCUUCGCAUACAACUUCAUGAACAUAGCUGUACUUCCUCAUGUAGUGGCCUCUGGGGUUUAUUUACUCAACUGCAGAGAUUACCAGGCUGGCAUUAAACUGAACAGCCCUUUUAUAUUUGCAAAAAUAAUAUUUUGUCAUUGGCAUCAACUAUGCUUCCAUUUGAAAAUAUUUUCUACAAUAUGCAAUAUAACAGGUAUGACAAUACUUUUAAAAAGUCAUGCACCUGGGAAUAGAUUGAUUGCCAACACUAAAUUGGCCCUAGUGAGUGUGAAUGUUGUCUAUCUGUGUUGGCCCUGCGAUGAGGUGGCCUGAGGUAUGUUAAGUGUCCAAGUAUCUUGAAAGGAGCUAUACAAAAGUCCAAAACAUGAAUACCGGUACUGAUAUGCUAAUAAGCAGUUUAGUCGUAGUAAUAUUACUACAUAGCGUCAGUGAAGUGCUCUGACAGAUUUUUUUCCCAGGCAUGCUUGUUGAAAUUUUCCACAGCACUUGCUCCACUAUUUUGCAGCGGUUUCUCGUUAAGCUCCCUUCGUUAAAAAUGUCCACCAUGCCUAGUGUGUCACAGAGCGCUAUAAAAUGCCGCAGUAACGUUAAUAUGACAAAGUGUAAAAAUAGACAUUUAUUUGCUCAUUUAAACCCUGCAGUUAAUUGGGAUGAGAUAAGAGACAAUGAGCGCAGAGGCCACUGUUUGAUGAAAUGCAAUUCUUGUGUUUGGUCUCUGGAACGCCAUUCGAACCUGGACCUUUCUUGCUGUGAGGCAACCCUGCAGACCACUUAUCCAGCGUGCUGCCCUAACUGCACAGUGAAGCUUCAGUUUCACUUCAAAAGGUCGGGUCAUGGCCGGGCGUCCUUGGUAUGUGCGCGUCAUGGCCACGCAGAGUUCAAAUGAGGUCUUUGCAGUGCACAGAAAAUUCCAGAGGCGUUAAUGCAACUCCAAGGAGAGCUUUGAUGGUGACUUUUUUUCAAACAGUUUGGCUGAGAUGUCCGCUUCACUUUGACCAUGUGAUAUCACCACGUCCCGAACCUUUCUCAGUGAAUGCGCAGCUAUUUUUAAUUUUUUUUUCGUUUUUUAACGCACCUCAAGUUACUUUUUUCAUAGUUCGUGAUAGGCAAGCUAUCGACUUAUUAAGCCGCCCGGCCCUUCUGCGCAUGCUCUGCAUUUGCGCCAUGCCACAAAACCCACUUCCUGUUAGUAAAGCAGCAGCUUCCUGUUAGCUUGACCGCAACUCUUCUUUGUCGUGUCGUCGCCUUUUGUGUGAGUUGUUGCUGUUUGAAAACUGUAAAGAAAGAAAAAGACCAGUUAGUUGCACGUCGACUGAAUUUUAAAUAAGCUUGUUUUCACUAACUGGCCUUAACAUUUUGUGGUGCGUUCAAGCACCCCCGAAAGGCAGCUAGUGUGUUGACGUCAUUCUAACAGUGAACCACUCACAUUACUUUUGAAAUAUAUUGUGGUAAAAACAACUACUUGGACAUGAUAAAUGUGAGACAGAAAGUGAUUCUGUAAAUACAAAAUGCUCGUCUUUGAACUCACUAAUAUAAUUGCAAUAUUUCUGGGCCCUCAAAAAUGUCCCAACAUAUUCAUCUUACAACUCAAAGACUUGAAAAUGGUUCUAGAGUUUAAACUGUGCUAAACUGGUUGUCAAUGUGCUUUUAGUCUUGUUAGACACUCUUGUCUGUCUGCAUCUUUUACUUACAUCCCCUUUUUUUUCGACCACGUGACAUUCAGUCUGAAUUAAGCCCUUGGGAAAAACGAGUCCGUCCGUUUAUAGCUAUGAUCAUCUAUGUUUGAAACUUGUUUUUUUAUGUUACCGUUUAAACUUUUGUCUGAAUAAGAACGCCACUAGCGGGUUUUCAAGCCCUGAUCGGCCGAGCCGGUAGCGGGUUGAAUAGUACACCCUUAGACAAUCAGCGGCUUUCCAGCUGAUGCAAGGGCCGUUUCGCUUAUAAUCAACUUUGUUUGGCUGAUUGUGUCGUUCUUUAUUUUACUGUUACCGCAUAUUGGUUGCCGAUCAGCCUUUGUGCAAUCUUUUUGGAGGACAUUGCUAUUCAGCUUUACACCCUGUCUUUUGUGACCCAAGACGCGUUCAAGUACAGCUGGUCAUUGUGCAUUUCUUGCUUGCUUCCUCAGGAUGAUGGGUGGGCCAUGUUGAAUUAUUGAAACAAACGAGACCAACACGUAAUUGGAACAUAUUUAAUUCGGACAAAACAGCCAGUAACUGGCUUAAAGUCCCUGACAUGUAUUACAAAUAAACGCUUUACUGUCAUUUGCAUUCAGGCGUAAUGAAAGGACGCACAAAAUGAUGGCGAAGUGUAACUUGCCGCAGCCUUAAAUUCAAACGUUGAUGUGUAUAUUUGUCUGUGUUUACUGUUUCAAUCUGACAUAAACAACUAUGAACUCAUGUUUCCGACUGAAAGUACAGUACAGUAGCCUAGCGUUCUUUGUUAUUUCUAUUCCAAGGCAGACAGUGCAUUUCUUCUGGGAUCAACACAAAUAAUAAUUUGAUUUAUUUUGUGUUCGUGGGGGGAUUUUGGACUAUUUUGUAUAUUUCAUGUCAUUGUAAUAAAUGUUACAUUUAAAUUAA